Molecule: messenger RNA, 1422 nt
Organism: Lathyrus oleraceus (garden pea)
Lineage: Eukaryota; Viridiplantae; Streptophyta; Magnoliopsida; Fabales; Fabaceae
Product: pollen-specific leucine-rich repeat extensin-like protein 2
Exons: 7
Coding region: 1-1422 (473 amino acids)
Source: RefSeq, a predicted model, not a curated record
AUGGAGGAUGUCACUGUUGACAUUGGAAAACCUCUGAAUGCUUGCAAUUUGAAGAGUAUGGGGGUGAUUGAGAAAGUCAGGGCUAAACCCACUCUAGACAUAUCUUGGGAAGCACUCAAGGAUCAGAGGAAGAUUCCCAACGUCCUCUACCUCUUCUCCAAGAUUGACCCUCCAAAAGUGGUGGCACACUAUCUGCAAGACCUUGUAAGCCAAGGGGUUGAUAUUUCUGAGUUCUCUGUGGAUUGGCUACCUGAACGUCCACCUAAUUUCAUGAAGAGACAACGGGAGCCAUCUAAGAAGUCCAAGAAGGCAAAGAAGGCAAAAUUGGGAGAAACGUUUGGGUCAAGACCUCCAGUCCCUCUGACUGAUUCUCCAAGCACCGAACCCUCUGACCCUCAAUCUCCCACACUAGCCCAACUUCAGGCACGUGUUCUUGCUUCACAAAAGCCACCACAACCUGAACCAGAAGCCACUACUCCACCCCCUGAACAACCAGCAAAUCCACCAUCUGAACAACCACAAACACCACCUCCUGAACAACCAACAACUUCACCCUCUGAACAACAACCUAUUCCACCACCUGAACAAACAACACCACCACCCUCUGAUAUUCACACCAUACCAACCUCUGAGGAAAUCAUCAUCCCUACUCCUCAAACUCCUGCUGACACCAACCAAACACCACCAUCAUCCCCAUCCCCUAACCAUGAAGCAGGACCUGCCUUCCCCACCUUAGAAGAAGCAAUCACUUUAUUUGCAGAGUCUUCAGUGGAGAAGAUCAAGUAUAUGUCUAUCAACUCUGGCAUCACUGAGGCAAAAGCAAAAGCCGGAGCUGAAGAAGCAGCACGCAUUGCUACAGAGGAAGCUGCAAAGGCCAGCACUGAUGCUCUGACUCAAGGGGAGCAAUCUAACUCUGGUUUCUCCCCUCUGUUGGAUUUCGUCGCUCACUUGUAUUUCUUCUGUUUAUUUGCAGCGAUUCCUCUAGGCCUUGUGGAUCCUUCUCCUGCCAAAGAACCUACUUCUUCGACACAAGAGGCUCAGUCGUCAUUUCCUCUUUUGCAGUCUGCUCCUGAGAAAUCCUCUGAUGAUGAUGAGCGCCCUAUUUCUCAAGUCUUGAAAAAACUCAGUUCUUCGGGUCAACCACGUUCGAUAGACCCCACUGUCUCCUCUCACUCCAAAAAAUCCAAAAAACACAAACGCUCUGCCGCCACAGGAUCUGAGCCAACUUCCCAGCCAUCUUCUCAGCACAAAUCCAAAAGCCACCAUGGCCACAAAAGGAAGAAGCACGAUUCUCCCUCUAGGAGUGGCGAAACCAAGAAAAAGAAACACCAUAAAGUUCUCACUCUAGAGGCUCCUGUUGUAGAUGCCAACACUAUUAUGGUCGACACUUCCAUUCUCAGCAAGGCACUAUUGAAAUCUUGA